Molecule: messenger RNA, 2552 nt
Organism: Vicia villosa (hairy vetch)
Lineage: Eukaryota; Viridiplantae; Streptophyta; Magnoliopsida; Fabales; Fabaceae
Product: MLO-like protein 4
Exons: 15
Coding region: 496-2127 (543 amino acids)
Biological process (GO): defense response
Cellular component (GO): membrane
Source: RefSeq, a predicted model, not a curated record
UGUUGUCUUUGUCACAGAACUGAAUACUUUUCCUCACUUUACUACAUAUACACACAAAUUAAUUAAUCAUAAAGCCAUACCUGUUUUCUUUAUAGGGGACCUUUGGUCCCAUUGCAACUUACCAUCUAAAAGUUGUUAGUAACAAGAACCUUGGACAAUGAGAAACUCUCCAUGUGCAUGGUUUGUGUAGAAUGUGUGUGUCAUAGCCAAUAACAUUAAACAAAGAGUCUCAUUUAUUUAAUAUGAUGAUGAAAUCAAAAAGUGAGUAGGAUCUAUACUGCAUCUGCAAUAUUAUAAUAUACUCUCUCCACAUGCAUCACAUAAAACAAAAACACUCUCUUAGCUUAGAUACUUCUCUUUUCCUUCCUCUUGAUCCCAUCUAUCAGAAGAGUGAUUCUUCUAUGUUUUAAGGUUUCAUCUUUUUGGAUUAGAACUAAAGGGGUUAUGUUAUGCUAUGUUGAGUUUUGUUGUGAUGUAUUGAUGUAAGAACAGAAAAUGGAGCAUGUUAUGCAGCAAGGUCGUUCUCUUGCUGAGACGCCUACAUAUUCGGUUGCAUCUGUUGUUACUGUCAUGGUUUUUGUUUGCUUCUUGGUCGAGCGUUCUAUAUACCGUUUCGGAAAGUGGUUGAAGAAGACGAGAAGGAAGGCGCUUUUUGCUUCGCUCGAGAAAAUUAAAGAAGAGCUGAUGCUGCUUGGGCUUAUCUCGUUGUUGUUGGCACAAAGCGCGCGAUGGAUCUCUGAGAUUUGUGUAAAUUCAUCGCUAUUCAGCAGCCGAUUCUAUACUUGUGCUGAACAUGACCUUGGCGUGAUUGAGAAUGUCGUGAUUAAAAACUCUUCAUCUUUCUCCGAUGAAACUAGUAGUAUUCCGAAGGGACUAAAUAGGGUUGCACUUCAUCAAUGUGGAGAGGGUCAUGAACCAUUUGUUUCAUACGAGGGUCUUGAGCAGUUGCAUCGGUUUUUAUUUGUUCUCGGGAUCACUCAUGUUCUGUAUAGUGUUUUGGCGGUUGGUUUAGCGAUGAGCAAGAUCUAUAGUUGGUGCAGAUGGGAAAAUCAGGCUACAAUGGCUAUUAUCGAUGGAAACGUGCCAGGAAAGAAAAACAAGGUGAUGAGGCGGCAAACAACGUUUGUUUUCCAUCACACGUCUCAUCCGUGGAGCAGGAAUCCAAUACUAAUCUGGAUGCUAUGUUUUCUGCGUCAGUUUAGAAGUUCUAUACAAAAAUCGGAUUACCUUGCACUCCGUCUCGGUUUCAUCACUGAACAUAAGUUGCCAUUAUCAUACGAUUUUCAUAAAUAUAUGGUUCGAAGCAUGGAAGAUGAAUUUCAUGGCAUUCUAGGAAUAAGCUGGCCGCUUUGGAUUUAUACUAUCGUCUGCAUCUUCGUAAACAUCCACGGUUUGAAUAUAUACUUCUGGUUCUCCUUUAUACCUGCAAUUCUUGUGAUGGUAAUAGGUACAAAACUUCAACAUGUGGUUUCCACUUUAGCACUUGAAGUCUGGCAGCACCAGGGUCCAUCUGCCAGUACACAAGUAAAGCCGCGCGACGGCCUUUUUUGGUUCAAUAAACCGGAUAUACUUCUAUGGCUGAUACAAUUUGUGAUAUUUCAGAACGCAUUCGAAAUGGCUUCUUUUAUUUGGACAUUGUGGGGAUUUAAAGAACAGUCAUGCUUCAUGAGACAUCAUUACAUGAUCAUCAUUCGGUUGACAUCAGGAGUUCUUGUUCAAUUCUGGUGUAGCUAUAUGACAGUACCCCUCAAUAUAGUAGUUUCACAGAUGGGAUCGCGAUGUAAGAAGGCGCUAGUGACCGAAAGUGUAAGAGAGUCUUUACACAGCUGGUGUAAGAGAGUAAAACAGAAGUCGAAGCACGAUCAUUCACUUCGCUCGCAUACAGCAAGAUCAAUAUGUUCCCUAGAAUCAACAAUCGACGAGAGGGACGAGAUAACAGUCGUAUCGGGGACACUAACUCGAACAACUUCCUUAGACUUAGAGUCUUUGAAUCAGAUGACAGUAACUUCAGUAGACCAGCUGAAUUUUAUGACUUCUAACAACCUCCAUGAUUCGCAUCACAACGAUGUUGGCGACAGAGACGAGACUAAAUUCGAAACUCUUCUAGAUUUGUUUCACAAAACAUGAUCAAUUUUAUAUUUCAUAUAUAUUCGAAAUUCUACUGCAUAACAAGCUAGAAUCCUAUUUAGUUUAGUAUAGACAUGCAAAUCAUUCUUGAACUCUAUCAAACAUAGAUGUAUAUUAUAUAUGGCAAAACAAAUAACUGUCCUAUUUUUUGCAUGGUUUAGGUGCGUUAUGUAUUUUAUGAGAUCCUAUUUAGCCAAGGGUUAACCCUGUCAAAUUUCGGAUCAUCUGCAAUAGCCUGUCUUGCAUUUCCUCAGAGACGGCCCUAAUGAUAACCAUACAUCAACUACUGUCAAAUUUUGGAUCAUGUACGAUAGUCUGUCUUGCAUUCUCUCAUAGACGGCCCUAACGAUAAUCAUACAUCAACUUCUAUCAAAUUUUGAAUUAUGUACGAUAGUCUGUCUUGCAUUCCCAGAGAGACGGCCCUA